Molecule: messenger RNA, 579 nt
Organism: Alligator sinensis (Chinese alligator)
Lineage: Eukaryota; Metazoa; Chordata; Crocodylia; Alligatoridae
Gene: IL22
Product: interleukin 22
Exons: 5
Coding region: 1-579 (192 amino acids)
Cellular component (GO): extracellular region
Source: RefSeq, a predicted model, not a curated record
AUGCUGUUCCUGCAGAGUUGGAUGAGGUGCUCUCUGGUCUGGAUCCUCUUUUGCUGCUGCCUUCCCCUCAUUCUCCUUGCUGUUCCUAUGCCUCCAAAAGGAGCAGGAGCUACCAAUCAUGUCUGCAAACUUGAAAAGAUCUACUUUCAGCAGCCCUACAUCAGGAAUCGCACCUACACCUUGGCCAAAGAGGCCAGGCUCCUGGACCAGGACACGGAAAACAGGUUCAUUGGACAGCAGCUCUAUGUUAAUGUCAAGGAAAGCAAUCGCUGCUAUGUGAUGAAGAGUGUACUGGAGAUCAUAAUGAAAGAAGUACUGUCCAAUCUCAAAAAUAAGAAUCCACAUAUCCAUGAAGUGAUACACUUCCUGGAAGUCCUGAGGUUGAAGCUACAUGGCUGUAAAUUCUCAGGACACCGAGAGCAUGUUGAAAGGAACCUGGCAGAAAUGAAAAACAGAAUGAAACAGCUGGGAGACAAUGGAAAGAACAAAGCAAUUGGGGAACUGGAUUUGCUCUUCGAUUACAUGGAAGAUGCAUGCACUGAAGGACCAAAGAAAGGAGGACACAAGAAGAACCACUAA